Trichomycterus rosablanca is the source of this 1165-nucleotide messenger RNA. RefSeq lists its product as uncharacterized. NCBI's taxonomy places the organism in Eukaryota, Metazoa, Chordata, Actinopteri, Siluriformes, Trichomycteridae. The transcript is spliced from 8 exons. The record is from RefSeq and is a predicted model, not a curated record. Bases 254 to 715 code for a protein of 153 amino acids.
GAAGUGUGAGAACAGAUAUGGCUAAUCAACACUAACCCUGAGAGGAGACUGAAGAGUGUUAGGACGUGAACCCAUGUUCUACAUUUUCAGCCACACGGGGAUCUGAUGUUCUGGACUGAUUCUGGACCUAAUCAGACCGGUGAUUUGUUUUCGAUGGGGAACCACAGCUCCACUGAAAUUGAAAUAUUUAAAGGCAUCAUAUCAGCAGCGGAUAGUGAACCGUGUGCUCCGGAGGACCAAACCUUGUCUAAUCAUGUCAGUUGAAGUGUUGGAACGUCUGAAUGUAACGCUGCAGGAACCUGAUAUUUCUGCUCUCAAAUUCCUUUACAACUUCUCAGAAACGCCUACAGAAAACACAGUGAGAUACACACAUGAAGCUACUCCUCCAAAGCCAGAAGAAGUCUUACCAUCCUCAGAAGCCUCCUCAAGUUCCUCCAUGUCUCCCAGUCCCUCUGUGUCCUCACUUAUCUCCCUCCUGAAAUCACCUGAUGCUCCCUCACCUGUUCCCAAACCUCGUCCACCCCCUGAUGGACCUCCGACUUUACAGAGACUCAGUAUGGAGCUGGGGGACGUCAGGGAUGAACUGGAACUGCUCAGAACUCAACACAAGAAAGACAUAAAGCUGCUGAUAAAUGAGCUGGAUGAGGAGAAGAAAAUGCGCCUGUCGCUGCAGGUGGAAGUCGAGCGGAUGAAGAAGCACAUGUCCAAAAAAUAAGUGGACAGGACGUGCUGUAAAUGAGACACCUCCGUUACAGAUGAUGUGAAAAGAUUUGAGGGAACAAAACUGAUAAAUCACAUGAUGACGUCGACUCUUGGUGGUUUCACCUUUAUGUGGUUUGACUUUAUGUUUUGGGACGUGCUGGCAGUGAUGCAGAAGAUCCUCAGAUAAUAAAGUUCCUCAUGGAGAGGAUCCAGCUGGUUUCUCCUGAAGCUCCUGAACGACACGUGGAUGUUUUAUCUUUUAUUUCCUCCUCAUUUAUUUCUGUUCGUUUCUCAUGAUAAUCGUUUUAUUUGAUGUCAUUAAUAUUACUAAAGAAUCAUUUUCUCAAGAUUAUCAAAUUAUUUUCUGAACACUCAGCAUGUUUAUGGGCCUUCCCCAAACUGUUUAUGAGAUUCUAUUGCGGUUGUGGGAUUUUAAUGAUUUCUGCAGAUGUUGUUUCUCUGU